AUGGUAUGGGUUCACUUUCCAGGGCUUAGUUUGGAGUAUUGGGAUGAAGAAACUUUAUUUACUAUUAGUAGAGCAAUUGGUGUUCCUAUCAAAGUUGAUGCAGCUACUUUACAAUACCAAAGUGGAUAUUAUGCAAAAGUCUUGAUUGAGAUUGAUUUAGCUAAGACAAUUCCUAAAAAACUAUGGAUAAUUACUAAGUUUGGAGCAUUCUCUCAGGGUGUCACUCUUACUAAACUCCCUAAAUUUUGUAUUAAAUGCAAAAUUCUGGGUCACUUAACUACUGAAUGCAGAGCUUCACAACAAUCUUCAAAAGCAGGCAGUUCUAAUCAGGUUGAGAAGGUAAUUACUAUUGAACAACAUCAAAGUUCUCCAUCCUCAAGUUUGAUGCCUCCUGAGCAGCAGAACUUCAGUCAUCCUCAUAACUCUUGUAAUUAUACUAAUCCUUCAAUCAAUUUAGACAUGGAUAAACUUGUCCAUGAUCCUCAUAUUUCUAUCAAAAAUCAUUCAACUGAAGUUACUGAGAUAAAUACUGAACUGAAUGUCAUUAAUUCUACUGUUGGUAUCAAUGUUACAAAUAACCCCUUUGAAGUGUUACACGAGAAUGAAAAUGAUCUUACAGAACCUGAAGAUGGGGAAAUAAAGGAAAUUAAUACUGCCAAUCUUUUAGAAUUUGGUACUAUCCCUCAAAAUAUUACUAUUAUUCCUAAAAUUUCGACUAUCUCUCAUCCAAGUGAUGAAGUGGGCUCUUCUAAAUCUUCAAAGAAAAAGCCUCCUCUAAAACCAGCAGUAGUCACUAGAAAAGCUAGUAAAGAAUCUCUUAAGCAUGUGAUUGAUAAGGGGAGUCUAUCUCCUCAACCACCACCUUUUAAAUGA
Molecule: messenger RNA, 873 nt
Organism: Papaver somniferum (opium poppy)
Lineage: Eukaryota; Viridiplantae; Streptophyta; Magnoliopsida; Ranunculales; Papaveraceae
Exons: 1
Coding region: 1-873 (290 amino acids)
Source: RefSeq, a predicted model, not a curated record